Molecule: messenger RNA, 873 nt
Organism: Sporothrix brasiliensis 5110
Lineage: Eukaryota; Fungi; Ascomycota; Sordariomycetes; Ophiostomatales; Ophiostomataceae
Product: rhamnolipids biosynthesis 3-oxoacyl-[acyl-carrier-protein] reductase
Exons: 2
Coding region: 1-873 (290 amino acids)
Source: RefSeq, a predicted model, not a curated record
AUGGACUACGAUCUCAACCUCCAUGACUUCUCGUCGAUCUUCUCGCUCAAAGGCAAGAUCGCCGUCAUCACUGGCGGCUCUCGUGGCCUCGGCCUGAGCGCAGCUUCGGCCAUCCUCCAAGCCGGUGCCUCCAAGGUGUACAUCAACUCCCGCAAGAAGAAGGUCUGUGACGAUGCGGCCGCCGCCCUCAACAAGCUUCCCGGUCUGGCCCCCGGCGCCAAGGCCAUCUCGGCGCCCGCCGACGUCACCAACCCCGAGGGCCUGCGCAAGUUUGUGGACUUUGUCAAGCAGGACAGUCCCGAGGGCAUUGACAUUCUCCUGGCCAACGCCGGUGCCACCUGGGGCGAGCCCUUCGACACCCACCCGGAUGCCGCCAUUGCCAAGGUGCUCGACCUCAAUGUGCGCGCCGUCUUCAACACCAUUCGCGAGUUCGGCCCCUCGCUGCUGCGCCGCGGCACGCUCGAGGACCCCAGUCGCGUGCUCGUGACGGGCAGUGUCGCCGGCCAGGGCAUUGGCACGAUCGGCAAGCAGGCCACCUUUGGCUACAGCGCCAGCAAGGCCGCCGUCAUCCACCUGGCCCGCAACCUGGCCGUCGACCUGGGCCCGCGCCACAUUACCGUCAACUCGAUUGCGCCCGGCUUCUUCCCCACAAAGAUGUCGCAGGGCCUGCUGGCGAUGGCGGACGGUGGUGCGGACGGCGUGGCCAAGAGCAACCCGAUGCAGCGGCUCGGCAAGCCGGAGGACUUUGCCGGCGCCGUAGUGUACCUGACGUCGCGGGCAGGCUCGCACGUCAACGGUGCAACGCUGACGAUUGACGGAGGCGCCAUGUGGCAGACGGGCCAGAUGGGCGGCAUUAACAAGUCGAAGAUCUAA